AUGGGUGAAUCUCUCUCCAAGUUUCAUUCUUCCUCUCGAGAUGAAGUGUACAACUUGAAACAUUCUUCAUCCUCGUUAGAUGUGGUGACGUCGUCGCAUCAGAUGCCUAUGAAUCACGUGAUGCUAGCACGUCCAUCUUCUCCUCCUUCUCAUCAUCAGGAUCAACCACAACGUAAGGGAUCAUCCAACAACGGAUCCUCUUCUUCUUCCUUCUCAUCCUUUACUUCUGGAGAGACCAAUGUGGAAGUUGGAACAAAUUGCUCUCCUCGCCGUCGAAGUAACAGUGCGAAUAGUAACAAUAGUAUGAACAGUAACAAUAGCAUGAACAGUAAUAAUAGUAUGAAUAGUGGCAGUAAUAAUAGUAGUAACAGUGGUGGCGGCGGUCGAAAAAAGUUCUUUUCCUCUUCUUCCAAUUCUUCUCCAUCUUCCAAGAAUGCAUGGUCUUCCUUCUCUUCUUCCUCGAUGACCUCCUCUCAAGAAACCAUUCUCUUUGUAGGAUGUAAAGAAUUGACCUCAAAAUUUUUCACACAUUACAAGAAGAAUAUUCUCACAAGAACUUCCUCAGCCAUGGCACAAAAGAUUUCUGUUCAUUCCAAAAACAAACAACAACAUCCAUUGGCUACGUUGGGAAAUGAUGUAUUACAAUGUUGUGUGGUCUAUCAACAUUUGAAACUCAAGCUCAAAUUGGUAAAUGUUGAAAUGGAGGAUGAGAAUCAGGUUGAUGAUGUGGCCACUCGUUGUGUUAGUGUGUUGAAUUCUUAUCAACAACUACAACCAGCGUGUCAUGGAUUCAUGAACUCCACCACCACUACUUGUCGAUUGCAAAAUUAUGUGAAUCUUCAUCCAAGUUUUGUUGUGUUAUGUUUGCCCAAUGAAUACUUUCAAGAUUAUUGUGAAGAUGUGAAAUCAACGAUUCGUCAAUAUCAUGCAUCGGUGCAGUAUUUGAGUCAAUUAAUGUGUGAAUUGUCGAUUUUUGGGAAUAUUCCAGUAUUGUGUGUGGCCCAGAAUUCACACACCAAUUUUUCCUUUGUCGUUAAAUAUAUCAUUUCUGCAUUUGGUAAUUAUCGAGGUUUUGAACAAAUCCAAAAGGACAAUCCUCAACAUUAUAUUGAUGUGAUUGAGAAAGUAAUUCCAAAUAUACUUUUGAGCGUUCGUUCAGAAAAGGGAAGUGAUAAAAUUACCUUCGAUUCCAUUAAGCCCUAUAUUAAGCAAUCGAAUACACAAAUUGAUGGAAUCACCUUACGAUUCUUAGAACCUUUCAAUCUCACCAAUGAUCUUGAUUUUUGGCAUUCUCUGAGACAAAAUAAUCACAUCAAAUUCAUUGAUUUCAACACUCAUUGGCCAUGUUUUAGAAAUUCUCAUCAGGAAUGCAAUCACGUGAUUGAUUACUUUAAAGAAGAUCAAUACCAUUACCAACUCUUUGUACUAUUCAAUCAUCCUACUCUGAGAAAUGUUUACAUUCAUUGGUCUCAAACUGAGAAAAUUGCUGCCUGUAUGCCACGAGACUCAACUUCACAAUGUGAUUUCAAUCCAAAAUUCGAUCUUCACUACUUUAAAUAUUUCCUUAAUGGUUUCGUUCAAUUCCGUUCUUUGGUUAAGAAUUUUGCCAUUUACAUCAAAUUGCAAGAAAUUGACUUUAAGCAACUCAAACUCAUUAUUGAAUGGAUUUUCAAGUAUGUGAAAAGUGGAAUGUUCUCCUCAAAAGCAACACUCACUCUUGAAAUUGGAAACAUUCUAUCCUCUUCAAAACAACCACUCUCCAAUCUAACAUUGAAAUUAUACUUUUACAAAGUAUUCCAAUUGAUGAGAUCCAUGAAACAUCGAAUCAAUUUUGAUUAUGCUGAAGGAAAGAAAGUAUUCCAUCAUUGGAUCGAGCAUCGAGAAUUGUAUCCAUCAAGCAUGCAUGAUAUUGUGCAAUUUUUCAAUUACAUUUCUCUGAAUGGUUAUUCACAUCAAUUGUGUAGUCUCAUGGUCUCCACUCUCAUGGGUUAUGAUGAAAAUGAAAAUCUUCUCCAUAGCAAGACUGUCCAAAAGUAUAAUCUUGAAAAAGUUCAAACCAUGUUUCAAGAAAUGGUUGCUCGAAAGAAAAAGGAUUUGGAACGAAUGUUCAAAAAAGCUCUUCACAGACUAUUGUGGGAAUCCUUCGAAGGAGUUGAAUCUGAAUCCAGAAUGAUAUUAAGUGAUAUUAAUUGUGUGACAUUACAUUGA
Molecule: messenger RNA, 2208 nt
Organism: Naegleria fowleri
Lineage: Eukaryota; Heterolobosea; Eutetramitea; Acrasida; Naegleriidae
Exons: 1
Coding region: 1-2208 (735 amino acids)
Source: RefSeq, a predicted model, not a curated record